GUUUUUCGUUCCACGUGAAAAUCAAAAAGAUACUUCGCAGCUAAUUCGCCGGCGAAUUCGCCAUUCACAAUUCGCUCUUUGAAAAUUCCCCUUUAUAAUUAUGUAACUUUCAGAACAUUUUGAAAUGCGUCUCAGAUACAUACUUUCAUACCUCAGAGGUUAUAAACAAAGUUUCGUUAAGUCUAAAAUGAGCAGAAAAAGAAAUUAUGCUUCAUCUCAGAAUGCACCAGAAUUAUGCAAAACUAAGAAGACGUGUUUAAGAAACAAAAAAGGUGAAAUUGUGUUUGAAGACUUCAUAGAUUUUCUUCCAAAUAAAACUCCAGAAGAAGUUCUUCAAGAGGGUUCGUUUGGAGGAACUUACUUUCGUCCAAUACGAUCAUCAGUAACCAAUGAAAGGUACAAAGAGGCGUGGAAAGAUCUUCCUGAAAGCUGGUUGGUUGGUUUAAAAGUAUCUUUGCAAGUUGCUUCUCCCACUUAUGAUAAGAAUGUGAAUAAAUAUAAGGUGAAGUGUGGUGCUUCACUGGAAGAGUGGGAGCGAUCAGGUUGGAUAAAAGCUCAAGAUCCUUACGGUUGGUUCCAAUGGUAUUGCAGAUUCUAUCAAGGACGCCGUUCGUCUGAUGAUGAAAGACAAGUUGGAAGAUGGAAACGAUUCUUGGCAAGAUUUAAAUCGAAUUUGGUCAACAAAAUCCGUAAGGCUAACACAACUUAUAAUGACUUCACCAUAUCGCCAGUAAUACGACAAUCACUAUUGCACUGGGGUUAUGAAAUCGUUGAAGCAGACAUGCAAAGCACAAAAAUGCGACAAAAAGAUACAUAAAAACUUAUUGGUAGAGUUCCAUUAAUUUGAUAGCUUUUCAGGAUUUGUAUACUAAUAUUUUAAAAGCUAUUUUUCAAAAACGCUCAAAAUUUUGUUGUGCAACUAUGUCAUUAUAAAACCUUCCAGAAUUUUUUUAAAUUAUAGUAUUCUCUAUUUCUCAAUUCAAGAUUUCUCGUUUUUGUUGAAGUAGAAAGUGAGAAGAUGAGAAAAGUAAGCUCGAAAAACGGUCGAGAAAAUAUUUUUUAGAAGUUACAACUUUUUUUUAAUGUAUAUAUGUUUAUAAUGUGUGUAGAAGCUUAAUUAUUAUUGUUUUGAUGCUUGCCUCUUUUUUCUGGGUUUCAGUGUUGCCACAAGAUUUGAUGGAAUUGUAAAUUGUAAUUUUUUUAUUACCAAAUCAGAAAAUAAACGCUCUUAUUUUUUAAAA
Molecule: messenger RNA, 1241 nt
Organism: Hydractinia symbiolongicarpus
Lineage: Eukaryota; Metazoa; Cnidaria; Hydrozoa; Anthoathecata; Hydractiniidae
Exons: 4
Coding region: 125-817 (230 amino acids)
Source: RefSeq, a predicted model, not a curated record